Pieris brassicae (large cabbage white) is the source of this 4061-nucleotide messenger RNA. RefSeq names its product zinc finger protein 347-like. The transcript is spliced from 15 exons. NCBI's taxonomy places the organism in Eukaryota, Metazoa, Arthropoda, Insecta, Lepidoptera, Pieridae. The record is from RefSeq and is a predicted model, not a curated record. Gene Ontology annotation, cellular component: nucleus. The coding region runs from base 245 to 1978 and encodes 577 amino acids.
AUUAUUAAUAAUAUUUGUUGCUAACUUUUGCGUAUCCGUGACCUUAUUUCGAAAGCGGUACAUUGAUAUACCGUUAGACGGGGCGCGUGGCCGUCCCUGAGUGUUACCUCAAGAGUGUCGUGAGUUCGAGAGGGCCGCGCAACCCCUCCUCUCGCGUUUUUCCUGGCAGUGGUGGAAGGAGUCGGGAGCGGGAGUGCGCUUGGUUUACAGCCGGUAUUUGGAGGGGAUCCUACGGUUGGUGGGGAUGCGUAUCGAGAUGGACACGCAAUCGGGUCGAAGGAAUUGUGAGGAAGAUUCUGAGAUGAAUUGGAAUGCAGCAUUUUCAGCCAUGGGUGGUGGCACACAUUUUGUAACAACAGGUGGCCAGCUGCCUGUCACUAAAAUUCAACAGAAUCCUAAUAAUGGAACUCAGUUGUCACAGGUGGUGGGCAUGGUUGGAGGAGUAAAUAUGGGCGAAGGCGUACAAUAUGUUCGCACACUAGACGGCACUCAAUUGCAGACCACACCACAGCUGAUUUCUGUACCCAUAACUCUACCUGGGACAAAACCAGGUGACCCACAACCAACAGUUCAGAUUCAAGUAUUGGCUCCGAGUUUGAUACAGCAACCUCAACCCAAAUAUCAAAUGCAAAUACCUAUACAGGGAUUUCAACAAGGGGGUGCCGUUCUCACGGUGGCGUAUUCACCGGAAGCGAAUGAUAGCGGUAUACAGCUACUAGGAAACGGCUUGCCUGACGGUACCUUCAGGAUAAGACCAGGUUUGCAAGUGGUCGCUGCUCUGCCACAGGACAUGCAAUUAGUGCAAGACAAUAAGGAUCAAGUGCAACAAGCUAUGCAACAACAACAGAUGUAUCUGACGCAAAACCAGCAAAUUGUGAUCAACAAUCCAGAAGAUGUCAAGCCCAACAUUAACACAAGUAACAAUAACAAUGAAGGGGACAUUGUCAUCAAGGAGGAGGAGUGUGAUGAUGAAGACUCUCAAAGCACCCAGAAUAGUGAUCGACCACAAGAUAUUUUUAUGUCGCAUCCGGAUAUUGUGAAAUAUGUUUAUUCACUACCAGGCCAGCAAACACAAGGGCUCCCAGUUUCUCUACAACAAUUUUUACGCCUGAAUCCCACCGAAGUCAAAAAGAGUGUAGAAAAAAUGGAAACAGAAAUCACAAUCGUCAAUGAAAACACCUCUGAACCAGUUGGAAAUGACGAAAUCCUAUUGGAAGAUACUCGUACAAAGAAAAAGAAGAAAUACAAGAAAAAGCCAACCCGUCCCGCUAGGCCAAAGCCCGGUCAGGUCAUAAUCGCGACGGCUGCGGACGGGUCACCCAUCUAUUGUUGCCCCGAGUGUCAGAAUGCUUACCCUGAGAAGGAGCAACUUGAGAUGCACUUAAGUGUUCACCAGAUUGAGCGGCGGUUUAUUUGCGGGAUAUGUGGGGCUGGGUUAAAGCGAAAAGAGCACUUGGAGCGUCAUAAACUUGGGCACAACCCUGAAAGACCUUACGUGUGCGGCGUUUGUGGGAAAGGCUUCAAGAGAAGGGAACAUUUGAAUCUUCAUGUGGUCAUUCAUUCGGGAGUCAAGAGCGAACGCUGUGGAGAAUGCGGGAAAGGAUUCUACCGCAAAGAUCACCUACGCAAACAUACGCGUUCUCACGAAACCAAACGUGCAAAAGACGAGGCCAAAGAGGAUGGCAAUAAUGAAUUGUUUGAAUAUGAAGUCAAACAGGAAGCCGUCAGUGUCAGUCCCGGAAACGGAAAUACGAUACUUCCUGAGAUUACUAUACAUGUUCCGACAAGUGCGAACAUGCAAGUGCCCGUACAAAUUAACAUACCCCAGCACGUGAUGUCAUCCCUGGCCGCGGCUCAGAGAUCCGGAGCUAACGGAGGCAAUGGAGCAAGUGGGACGGGUGGAAACAGUUCCAAUAUGAACAAUGGUCCAAUAUGCACAGAGGCCCAAUUAGACGCCAUAUUGGCCCAGCAUACGUGACAUGAGACUGAUAACGAAAGUGACUCCGACGUCGGCGUGUGAGUGACAUAGUACCUGUGAAGCGUUUCCAUGGAAACGCUAUUUAGAUAAGUCACAAUCUGCGGAUGUAGAAAAAAACAGGGCUAUUCUUAAAGUUUUUUCUGAACUGGACGGAUAAUUUCUAGCAAUUGUAAUUACAGAAAACUACAAAUUCCAGUAUAAAAUUUAUGUUCCGACUUUUUUUUAACUAUAAGCCACCAUAAGCUUACUAUAAACAUUAAUUAGUUAUUGAUUGUUUAGUCCUUAUUCUAGUAACACUUUACUUAAAUUGUUAUAAGAUUCAACUAAUUGACGCUUAUAGUACGUUUCUGUCUUAAGAAUUAUAGAAUUAUCACAGUUUAGUUAUAACAUCCGUAUAUUUUUUUAGUGCUACGUUUGCAGAAUAUGUAAUAUAAGAUGAAAUAAAUACUCCACUUUAGGUUAUUUCUAAUUAAGGUAAAUCGUGAUUUUAUAAUGUAUAUUUAGGUAAGGAAAAUGAAAGCUCUUGACGUACUAGACGCGUUAUUUUUCGAAUUUCGAGGUUAAGUUUUACCUUCAUAGUAGUUCCUUGUGUAUUUUUAAUAUUUUGGCACAUAACCCCUCUAGCCAAAAUGUCUAAAACCUACUUACUGACAGUUUAGUCAAACAGUAACAUUUUUUUGUUCGGGAGUUAGUAAUAGCCUGACUUAUGCUAAGUGUGAGAUUAAGAGACGAGACUGAGCGCUACGAAUACGUGAAUUUCUCAACGUAUGUAUACGUAUACGCGUCUGGUACGCCACGGUAUGAGCAAGAAAUAUCACAGUAUCACUUCCAUUAUCCGUUUUCACAAUCUGUUUAACCUUUUUUGCACUAAAUCACAUUGACAACAAAUAUAAAAAGGACAUCCAUCCUUUUAUGAAAUUGGCUCCGAAUAUGAUGUCAAACGAGACAAACAAUAUUUGAUUGAAAAUAUUUCUCUUGUGCUUGUUUGGUGCAGAACACAUUUACCCCCUUAUAAUUAGCAGGCCUAUCUUAAUUCCCUUGGCCCGUGGCGUGGCAAAAGUAGUACAUACAAUAUUUUAAAUAGAUCAUUGUGUUAAAUUUAUUGCGCAUAAAAAAGCUUUUAUGUAUCUUUAUACAUUCUCCGUCCAUUUGUAUUUUUCAUUUGACGGUCCCCCUUGUCAGUAGUUGUAGUAUUCAGGAGAUUUUUAUGCGAUUAAGAGAAUAUUUACUAAAUAUCUCGGGUUAUAAGUACACGUAAGUGACAUUCUGGGUGCCAUGCAAAUUAUCGCCUUUAAAUCGAUUCCAAUGCACGAUGUAUUUCGGAACAAAAUAAAUAACGUAGUACUUUAAUGUCAUAUUUAGUAUACUUUUUUUUUCCUUUCUCGUUCUGCACGGUUUGUGCGUCAGCCAUGCAAGAAAGUUAGGAGGUGUGUUAUUAGAUUUAUUUUUUGGGUUUGGAAAUUGGAUCGGAAUUUGGAUUUAGUAUACUUGUAAAUAACGACUAUUAUAUUGUUUUGUUUUUAUUUGCGUUUUCGUAGCUAAAAAUGGCGAAUUCUUGCCGUGUUUCGCAAUUAUGAAAUUGAUUCUUGUCCUAGAUGUCAAUAAAUACAUUCUUGUACCGCUACAAACUCAUCUCUCACUGUGGUUGAACUAAAGCUUUUCACAUGCGUCGGCGAACCCAUACGCUAUCGAAAGAGAUUGUAGGUGGAGACAAAAAUAGCUUGCCUAAAGAUUUUCCGAUCGGAAAGUUCAUGCCAUUCGUAAAUUCGUAGUUAUAUUUGUUGCAUUCAUCACAAUCAGCUUUAAAAUAUUUAUAUAUAUUUUUGUACUUAAGUUUGCAUGGAAUUGUUGCUUAGAUGACCACCAAGGUGCUCUAUUUAGAUAUUUUCGUUUGUAAGUUGUAAAUUUUUAGUAUAUUUAGUGAUUCCAUUAGACCUAAUGUCAUAUUUGAGUUUUUUAGAAAAUUGUCUAAAUCGAAUAUUUUUUGUACCUUUUUUACCAGUUAAGAUUAUACUUUAAAUCAUGUAGUUAAAAGUAUUAUAAAUGUUAAGGUGCGAUGAACUUCAGUUGUUCCCUUUGUACU